UACCCUCAUGUUUGGUUUUUCAGUCUAUGGCGCUUUUCAUUAAUAUGCUCCGGCCUCCCGCCCGCCUCUCCGCCGUGCGCGCCCGCCUUCCGGCUUCCCAGCGCUCAGUCCUGCCGGAGGCCGACGGGAGCCGCCGCCUCCAGCUCGCGCCUCCGCUUCCUCUCGGACUCCUCCGGCUGCCCCUCACCCCCGCAAGUGGCCAGGAGAAAGCCAGCUCGCCGCUGGGCCUCCUCCCACGCUUCCCCGCCGCGACAAAUGGGCCCCCGCCGCCGGGAAGCCGCGCCCGCCCCCUGGUGGUGGAGGACCAAGCGGGCGCCCGGGCCGGCCAGAGGGAAGGGCCGGAGAGCGGAGGGAGGGGUCUGCGGUCCCGCCCGCCGCCCCCGGCCAGGCGCUGCACAAUCUGAACUUGCCACGUGGGAGCUGCCGCCGCAGCGGCGGUCCUGCACCGAGUGGCACUACAGGAGGGAGAAAAAUGUGU
This is a messenger RNA of Pongo pygmaeus (Bornean orangutan), 478 nucleotides long. Its product is annotated as actin nucleation-promoting factor WAS-like. The transcript is spliced from 2 exons. The record is from RefSeq and is a predicted model, not a curated record. Bases 27 to 404 code for a protein of 125 amino acids. NCBI's taxonomy places the organism in Eukaryota, Metazoa, Chordata, Mammalia, Primates, Hominidae.